This is a messenger RNA of Xenia sp. Carnegie-2017, 2524 nucleotides long. RefSeq names its product vegetative incompatibility protein HET-E-1-like. Lineage: Eukaryota; Metazoa; Cnidaria; Anthozoa; Malacalcyonacea; Xeniidae. The coding region runs from base 417 to 1925 and encodes 502 amino acids. Gene Ontology annotation, molecular function: protein binding. The transcript is spliced from 5 exons. The record is from RefSeq and is a predicted model, not a curated record.
UUUAAGUUUACGUUCUUAUCAACUUCAUUUUAAAAAGACAACCAAGCAAAUUGCUUCUGUGCGAUUAGAUUUGUCAUUUUAACGUCAGUUUACUUUUCAAAGUAAGUCAGGAGAAGGUGAACGCUGUGCUCUUACUGUUGCGAAGCGCUUGUUCAAAACAUCUUAAUUCUUAUACAUUCUGAUAAACACAGAAUUGGAAGACUCAUGUCGGAGGACUUUGUGUGAAAAGGAUAAAGAAGUUGCGAGUUUGGUUUUGUUUUCUUUGUUUGGCGACAGUGCUGUCUUUUUUUUUAUGAUUGUAAUGUUAGCAGCAGGUCUGGUUUCUUGACAAAGUCAGCUUACUGGUACUAGAGUCAUUUUAAAUGCUGAUUCGAGUUGAUUUUCGAAUUAAACAUAAUUAUUUUUGUGGAUGAAUAAUGAGUGUUAUCACUGAGUAUGUGUCGGCAUUGAACGGGCACAAAUGGCAGAUUUCUUGCCUUGAGUUCUAUUCUAGUGAAAGUACUGUAUAUUUGGCGUCUGGCUCAUGGGAUAAAACUGUGAAAAUUUGGGAUUUAAGCGAAUGUGACGCUUGUACCAAACUUAAAGGCCUGCACAGAGGAGCAGUAACAAGUUUAGCUUGGUGUAAAAAAUCACACGACUACAAUAUUUUAGCAACUACAUCAUCAGACAAAACGGCAUGUUUGUGGAACAGUGAUACGGGUAAAAGUUUGGCUCAACUUAAAGAUCACGAAGGUUGGGUUCUUGACUGUUCAUUCUCCGCAGAUAGUCGCACAUUGGCGACGUCGAGUUGGGAUUCAAACGUUAAACUUUGGGAUGUAGAAACGAAGAAAUGUGUACGAUCUUUAAACGACCAUGAAAGUGGAGUAUGGACUUGUAAGUACCAUAGCGAAAAUCCUAAUAUUGUUUGUUCUGGAUCUGAAGACGGCUCAUUGCGUGUAUGGGAUGCAAGAGCAACGACAUCGAGAUAUUUUGGUGGGCACGAUGAUAGUAUAAGAGUUUGCUCAUGGUCACCAAAUGGAGGCGACUACAUAGUCUCUGGUAGUGCUGAUACUACGAUAAUACUUUGGGAUUUCAGACAGAACGUUGCCCUCACAAAAUGUUCUGGACACGAGGCUCCCGUUACCGAUGUGAAAUUUUACCCUUUGGUCGGGAAAGAGCGAUACCCUAUAGUUCUAUCCUGUGGCGAUUAUUCAGUUCGAGUCUGGAAUCCGCUGGCAAGCUCGAAAGAACUUUUGAAACUGAAACAGCAUAAUUUUGGUUGCGAGGUUGAAGCGAUAGCAGUAUCAGACGAUGGUACAUUGUUAGCAUCAGGAGGAUUGGACAAUAAAAUCAUUCUUACGGCAAUGGAUGUUCCUGUGGACAAGCUUCAAGACAUGCCUGUGAAUCUAUCAAACGAGCUAUGGACUCGACAUAAAUCACAAGAAAGAAAAACAACAGAUAAUGUAGACGAUUGCGAUGGAUUACCACAUAGGGAUAAGGAGUUUGAAAAACUUCUCGAAGAAAUGCAGCAUCAUAACAAGAAAGACCAUCUUAUCAUACCACCUGUUUCUUCAGCAGCAAGUCUUUUUGAAGGCGCUCUAGAAAGAAAAGAUAACAAAAAUCUCGUUAGUCGGUCAUCAUCCAAUGACCACGUAGGUAGGAAAACCUCAAAAUCAAAGAAAAAAGGAUCAAAAAGACAUAGACCCCGCUCUUAUGUUCUGUCUGAUGGCGAUGCACCGUCAUUAUUGCUUAAUGCAGAAUUGACCAAGAAACUAGCAACAUUGAAAAACGGAAAAAACUCUUCUGAUCACACGGCAAACCCAUUGACAAACGGUGCUAAGGAUGGCAAUGUAAUGGAAAAUGGAUGUUUACAUAGAGAAAGGCAGGAAAUUGAAGAAAUCAGCAAUGAAAUGGUAAAUCUGGCAAGAGAAAUGGAGAAAACGUGAAAAGUGUAAACCUCAUUGUGACCUUCGCAGACUUAAGUGCCUAAAUUACAGUUUUUAAAACAAGAAUAUAUUGUUGCAUUAGCUGCUAUUAUAGUGACUCCAAUGUUUUAAUUGAAUUAUGACUCAGAUCUUCACCAGUUUUUAUCUAUCAUCAUCAAUUCAGUCUUAUUGACUGCCAAUUCAUCAGUAGAGAACAAUCGUCUUAUCUGUAUAAUUCUACUUGUAUGUAAAUUAUUCGUAAUUUUUUACCAUAGAUAUAAAUUCAUCAUAGUAUUAUGUACAUUUUGCAAUCAAUGAAUGCGAAGUACUACCAAAGUCGGUCGUUAAAACAUGGGCUAUCCUACCCCAGGGCUAUUAUAACUUUGCUGGUAAUUGUUUAAUGUAACUUUAAACGUUGAUCGAAACGUUUUUGCUUCAAAUAUUUCUUUAUAUUGGGCAGUUGGAAAGAAACAAAGCAUUGUUCAAAAUGUAAGCAUUGGCUUAAGCAUUUACUACUUAUGUUUAAAAGACAAACAGAUUUAAACAAAAAAUUUAUUACUACGGUUUUUAAACACUUUCGUAAAUUAGUUGCCCAAAGUAAUAAACUUUAAAAUGGCUUA